ACCGACAUGCGAGAGGUGACCCUGAACUUGCUGGUCCUCCUGGCAGGCCUCCCCAUCCUGAAUGCGAAUGACCCAGAAGAUAAAAACAGUCCUUUCUACUACGAUUGGCACAGCCUCCGGGUUGCCGGGCUAAUCUGUGCUGCCGUUCUCUGUGCCAUCGGCAUCAUCGUGCUCAUGAGCGGCAAAUGCAAAUGCAAAUUCCGACAGAAGUCCAGUCACCGUGCAGGGGAAGGCCCACCUCUUGUCACUCCAGGAUCUGCCUACAAUUGCUGA
Elephantulus edwardii (Cape elephant shrew) is the source of this 273-nucleotide messenger RNA. RefSeq names its product FXYD domain containing ion transport regulator 3 (gene FXYD3). Gene Ontology annotation, molecular function: sodium channel regulator activity. The transcript has 7 exons. Gene Ontology annotation, biological process: regulation of sodium ion transmembrane transporter activity. Gene Ontology annotation, cellular component: membrane. NCBI's taxonomy places the organism in Eukaryota, Metazoa, Chordata, Mammalia, Macroscelidea, Macroscelididae. The record is from RefSeq and is a predicted model, not a curated record. The coding region runs from base 7 to 273 and encodes 88 amino acids.